Messenger RNA from Anopheles maculipalpis, 540 nucleotides. RefSeq lists its product as uncharacterized. The record is from RefSeq and is a predicted model, not a curated record. The transcript has 2 exons. Lineage: Eukaryota; Metazoa; Arthropoda; Insecta; Diptera; Culicidae. Bases 1 to 540 code for a protein of 179 amino acids.
AUGGCGAAUAACGUGGCCGGCCAGGUGCUUGUGUACGCACUGCUGUUUUUCUUCAUGGUGGUGGUCGUGUUUCUCUCCUACGCAAUGAUUCUGCACACCGAACAGUCGCAGAUGUGGAGCACGAUCAAGGAUCGCGGUGCGACACGUACCAUGCCAAACGGUACCACCAACUACUGGUACUACAUCGUACGGGACAUGGACAAGAUACGCAACAUGACGGACGUACUUUACCUGGAUCGUUCUACGCACAUCGUACCGACACCGGUUGGUUUUCGGGUGGUUGGCAAAGACUUUGAAAUCCAUUUCGAUCAGAUCAAUGUAACGAAUGCUGGCGAGGACGAGAACGCUCACCACCACCAACCACAGCACGACUACAUACCAACGCUCGUGAAACGGAAGACGUACGUUUGGGAGAUAACAAGACGCCAACCUACCGCCAACAUUACGGUGCCGGUGUUUAUGGGCAAGCACGACAAGCAAGUCAUUCCACCGUAUCAAAAUGCGAUACCACCAGCUGAUUCGGAUACUAAAAAGGAGUAG